CCUCGAAAAUAACGGGUUUUGAACUUGUAAACUUAAAACAAGCCGUAAGUUUCACGCGCCAACACUUCCUGAGUUCCUUCUUCUCUUCAUCUUCCUCCUCAGGGUGCCAGGUGCUUGUUUCUGUAUCACGACACGUCAUCCAAACGGUAUUCGAAGUUUCUCUCUCCUCCAUUACAGAAUCAGUACAGAGGAAGAAAGCCACCCAACAAUUCCCUUACUUUCUCGCCGUUUUCUCUCAACUAUAAAAUAAGAUAUUCGUUUUCCCGUUAGUUAGCUCAUCUUUUUGCUGGAAUAAAAAGCAGCAAUUACAGAGAGAAAGAAAGAAAGGAAGGAAGAAAGUGUAGGAGAGAGAAAAGAUGGUUUCGAGCUCGAAUAAUAGUAAUAAUACAACUAACUAUGAUCUAUCAUUCAAGGUGUUGUUAAUCGGUGAUUCUGGAGUUGGCAAGAGUAGUUUGCUUGUUAGCUUCAUUUCUAACGCCGUUAAUCAUGAUGAUCUUUCUCCUACUAUUGGGGUUGAUUUUAAGAUCAAGACGUUCACUGUUGGUGGGAAGAGGUUAAAACUUACAAUAUGGGAUACUGCUGGACAGGAGAGGUUCAGAACACUAACAAGUUCGUACUACAGAGGUGCCCAAGGGAUAAUUCUUGUGUAUGAUGUCACAAGAAGAGAAACUUUUACCAACUUGUCUGAUGUUUGGGCUAAAGAGGUUGAGCUUUACUCUACCAAUCAAGAUUGUGUCAAGAUGCUUGUGGGAAAUAAAGUUGAUAAGGAUUCUGAAAGAGCUGUGACUAGGGAAGAAGGGGUGGCUCUUGCACAACAGUUGGGUAGUUUAUUUCUUGAAUGCAGCGCCAAAACUCGAGAAAACGUGGAACAGUGCUUUGAAGAGCUUGCUUUGAAGACUAUGGAAGUUCCGAGUCUCUUGGAAGAAGGGUCUACUGUGGGAAAAAGGAAUAUCUUGAAACAGAAACAAGAUCAAAGGGCGUCUCCUCAAGGUGGUUGUUGUGCUUGAUCAGUUGCAACUUCAUUAUUGGCGGAAUGUUGCGGUCAAAUUAUGUACAUGAUAAUUCAUUUUUCACUUUUCACUUUUCUGCUGUUCUGGUUUGGUUUUUACUCGGCUUCUUUAGUUGUGUAUCGUGAUUUAUAGCAGUUAAAUAACAAUGGUUACAAGUUUGUGUAUAUACCAACGAAGGUUUUUACGUAUCCUUGGUAAUUCAAGGGUUAUAUGAUGGUCAUUCGGUCCAUGUAUGAUUGAUCCUCAUAUGAAAGGAACGCACCAAACAUGCUAAAUAUGAAUAUGUUUAUGAUAAAUAUGUUAGGGUAAAUACUUAUUUUGUCCUAA
Messenger RNA from Spinacia oleracea (spinach), 1337 nucleotides. Its product is annotated as ras-related protein RABC2a. Lineage: Eukaryota; Viridiplantae; Streptophyta; Magnoliopsida; Caryophyllales; Amaranthaceae. The record is from RefSeq and is a predicted model, not a curated record. The transcript is spliced from 6 exons. Gene Ontology annotation, molecular function: GTPase activity; GTP binding. The coding region runs from base 357 to 1007 and encodes 216 amino acids.